CUCUGUAACCUCGAACAAUGGACGAUGCCACUGGAUCGUUGCCGGGACGAAAGAAAAAGGGUUAAGGAUCAGGAAGGAUCCGAGAAACGUGAUAGUAGACGUCCUUUAACUGUUCGAGAUGUGAGUUUAAUUCGCUUGGCAAAGAAUGGGGAUUUGGAUUCAAUCAAACAAAUGAUAAAGGAAGGAGUAAACAUAAACGAGCAAGAUGAAACAGGUUGGACUGUAUUGCACGAAGCAUGUGUGCGGAACCUUCCACGUAUGGUUGAUUAUUUGCUACGACAUGGAGCUGAUCCUAGUAUCUCAAACAUAAGCGGUGAAAUGGCACUUCAUUGUGCUGCGCGAGUAGGAUGUCUGCGUAUUGUUCGAGCGCUCAUAUACUACAACGCCGACCCUUUGGUGUCGAACCAUAGGGGUGAGAAACCUUUGGACCUGUGUCAUGACCCUGAGGUAUCCAGUUUUCUCAAACAAGUAUGUUUUGGAUGUGAUUUUUUAAAGGUUACAUUUUGUAGAAAGGAUUGUGUCGUAGGAAUAUCAGGAGCUUAUCAAGCAGACCAGUUUCUUGAAAGAAUUGUACCUUUGAGUAUUUUUUUAAGACACUCCAAAAACUUAUGGUGAUACUUUUAUGCUAUGACAACUUGGGCCGGUAUAUAUCUGUUACAGGCCCUACGUUGAUGCUUACUGAUUGACAUCCUUAUUUGUGUAGCCUUUACACUUAAGAUGAAGCCAGAUCAUGGUCACUUAAGGGACUAUGUUAUCAGGCGAAUGCGGAACUACAGUUCGAUGAUGGCAAGGAGGCAGUUGUGAGGUUGGAUUUUUGUAUCCAUUCGUUGUAUCACAGAAAGGUGCAUGAGUGUGUUCAACAUUUGGAAAAUUCAUUGUCUCAAAUUUGAACCUUUAUCUUUCGACACGAUCGUUGCCUAUAUUUUGCCAACUGGUUUUCACUUAAUGGGAUGUACAUUUGAUAGAUGGUUGCUUAAUUUGGUUGGUCGUGUCAACCUAUCUAAUUAUGGUCAACUAAACAGUACUUUGUAAAUGUGGUAACUGUAUUAUGUGAAUUAAAGUGAUUUCCCUCUUUGUCGAGUAUAAUUUUUAUUUCCCGAUUGCUUAUUUGAUCAUAGGUAUAUACGUCAUCGCUGUCGUUAAUGGAGAACAUUAAGUGAGUAGUGGUGAUGUUGCAUUUAGCGUAUUAAGUAAAAGUGUUGCAUAGGUUGGUGAGAUUAUGAACUUUCACUGGCUGUGAGAGGGUUGGUGCAUAUGUAACGCUUGACCAGCCACUGACUACACCAGUGUUCCAUGGAGGUUAGUAUAUAUAGGAUAGAAACAGGUUAGGAGCAACUAAAUCGAUUUAUAAGGUCAACUCAUGAAGUCAACGGCUAUUAAUCUGAGCCAUUCAGGCUCCUUGAUUGUUGUUCGUGAGACAACUGUAGUCUGUCUAUGUUGUUUGUUAACUAGGUGAUGAGUUGAAAUUAGUUGUAAUGAUGAAUGUGUACACAUUUCUCAACAUCUUGUAAGUGUUGGACAUUCAAGUAUUAUUUUGUAUCCUUCAUUCGCUUUUGGUGAUUUGCUUAUCUUCCUCUUCGUUUAUUGUGACUUAUUCUCAUCUAAAUCUUGAGUUUCAGUUUUGAUGCUUUCCGCCUUUGAUUUGAUUAAUUCUUUUCUUAACGUACUUUAUGUAUUUGGUUUCUACUACUAUUAAUAUUAUUAUUUCGACUCUGUUUUUCGUCUUUUGAACUUCCUGUCCCUACACUGAUGUAAAAUUUGGCAACUUAAACCAAUAGUCAUUCGAGUCAGUUCAUACGCCAUAUACAUAUAAUCUCUUCACUAAUUGGUCAAGUUUUACUGUUUCCUGGAUAUACUUUAUUGUUAUUGUGUUUAUAUUUUCAGCAUACUGAAACUAACCAAUCACACAUGUUAACAUCGUCUGGUUCUGGGAAAUCAUCACAUUCGAAAGUUCGCCAACAUGCACACGGUACAAAACAUCUGAUGUCUUCUUUUUCUGGUACGACAAUAUCCAGUUCUACUGAAUAUUAUGGUGGUGGGGGUAAAGAUAACAGUAGUAUAGCAAGUCCAUCAAAUGUUUGUUCAGACUCAGAAGAUGAUGGUCAUUCGCAUUCAGGUUUGAGUGUAACUACCAAUACAUCUCACCAUAAUACUAGUCCUAUUAAUACUAACCAGCAGUUAGAUUUGAAUUGCUUAUCAUCUACCGGUCAUCAUAACCAUCCAACAUCUAGCCCAUCAUUGUCGUCUGUACCCAAAUCCGUAACUGAUGUGCACAUCUCUUCAGCAAAGUCAUUGAAGAAAGAUCCCUACGCGUUUGAAGAUGAUGAGAAUGAUGAGACGGUGAACAAUUCUGGGAACUCACUACUUCAUUCUGCGUCUGGUGUUAAUAAUAGUAAUAAUACCAAUACACAGGCAACAGGACAUAUUGGAGUUCAUUCUGGUUGUGGUGUUAGUGUUGGUGCUCCAGCCAAUUUGAAUAAGUCAACUUCUUCCAAUUCUACCAUUUCUUCUUCUACUACUACUACUACUAUUACCACCACCACCACUACUACUACUUCUGUCAAUACAAAUACGAAUACUAGUCCAAAUAGUAAUAUCAGCCUUGGUAGUAUUGAUUCACUUUCAAAGCACACACGCCAACUGUCUUCUUCCAAUUUGUCAACAACUGUGGAGUGUGGAAAUACCACUUUGGAUAGUAAUAACGAUAAUACAUUGACGACAUUGACUGGUACAAUCAAUAGUGCUCUUACUACAACUACUGCUCCCAAUAAUAGUAGCAAUUACACAACUAGUAACAACAACUGUGCUAGUAUUGGUGGGCCUCCACUUCGGCUUCGUUUUGCAAAAGAAGCCGGUCAAUAUACUUUGAUGGAACAUCAACAACAACAGAUUGAUUUAUCCCUUUCGAAUUGUGAUGCAAAUCUUGCUCCUUCAUCAUGUGGAAUUAUUUGUACUACAACUGAAGCAUCUCAUGUCACUGUCAUUAGUGAUAGUGACAACGAUAACAAGAACAUGAAUUUUCAAAUGGAUAUUGAUAACAAUAAUAAUAAUAAUAGUAACGAUAAUGUCAGUAAUGAGCAUAACUCCAAUAUGGGUACAUCGAUGACGAUAAAAAGUGAGCCAAUCAUCGUAUCAGGUGAUGAAGAAUUGAAUCAUGUGUCUACAUCAUGCCAUUCAGAGUCAUCAGGAGGCGAAGAAAUCUCGGCACAGAAGGUUCCUCCUUUACGCAUAAAAUUUGCUUCGGGUACUUCUGGAGAUGAGUCAUCAUCAAUGACGUCGUCGUGCAUGUCAGUCGGAGCAACUGGUGGUGGAUUGGCAAUUCAUCCUAUUAAUAAUGUGGAGAAUAAUUGGACUAAUGAGUCGAAUAUGAAUGAUAAAUGCGACGUGAAACCUCGUGUAUCUGAUGAUGGUUUGAUGACUGUGAAUAACAAAAGUGAUGGUAAGGAGGCUGGAGUCACUGUCACUUCUCUGGUCUCGACGAGUGUCGUUUCAUUGAAUGCUCCAGUUCCUGACAAAGUUUCAUGUUCAAGCGUGGAGAAUAUCGGCGACGGUAACAGCGGCAGUAGUACUACUACCACCAUUACUGCUACCGGCACUACCGAAACUGUGCACGAUCAAUAUUCUAGCUACCAUGAGAAGUUAUCUAAGUCUUGUGAUCAUGUUGUUGCAACGAAUGUACACCAUGACGAAUCGAGUACAGAGUUGUCCAUAUCUUGUACUCCCCCAUCAACAUGUAUCACUAGUGCUGGGAUGAACACUAGUGUGAAUAUUACGAGUGGUGUUAACACUGUUGAGAUGAAUAGCAAUCGUAGUAAUGCAAGUAAUGCUAAUCGGGUGAAGAUGGAUAAUACGCUGGAGACGAGUGAGUGUCAUGGAAAGAGUGGCAAUAAUAAUAGUAAUAAUAAUAAUAACAACAACAACCACACACACAAUCGAAGUAAUAAUAAUAGUAAUAAUACGAAUAAUGGUAAUCGAGAAGUGUCGAAAGAUACUCAUCGACAUCGUAGUGGGCGUACAUUACGUUCACAUACAGCUGCUCAACGUGAAAAAGAAGAGAAGGAACGUCACACGGAUGACGCUACUCCGAUUAAGAAGCGUAAACUUCGUUCUCGUUCGGAUACUGUGACAAAUCAUGAGAAUAUCAGUCACCAGAGUCGUAGUGGUGGUGGAAUUGGGACAGUAAAUGUAAAUAAUUCACCUGUAACAACUGUUCAUGCUGGUUCGUCAACUGAAUCUUCUAAUGUGUCGUUGUCUUCAAAUGCUGUUGCAAACAUGGAUGUGAUUGAAGAUACACAUGGUUGUUCAACUGUGACUGCUUCUUCUCAAAGUGACAGUCACAUGGAUAAUGAAGAGAAGAAGGUGUCUGUCGGUAGUUCUCAGUCUACAGUGCUGAUGGAUAAAGAUACUACUGAUGUGCAUAUGACUUGUGUUUCUGAAAUGGAAGGAGGACAUUCUGUUUCAUCGUCUACCACCACUUCUUCUACUAAUACUACUGCUACAACUACCACUCAUACUCAUACUCCUACUCCUACUAAUACUACUACUACUACCACUACUGACAAUGAUAACAGCAACAAAAUGGAAGUGGAUGGGAAACCAGAGAUGUGUGGAACUGCUGUGUCAGUUGUGACAUUGAAUAUGGAUGGAUCGAAUGAUGUGAAUGUCGUGUCAUCAGUCUCCGAAGUAGGAGUGACGACGGUGGUAACAACAACAGUAGGUGUAGCAGGAAUAGCAACAUCAACUCCAUCAUCAUCGUCAUUAGCGGAACAGAUAAGUGGAUGCUAUAGUGAAGCAGAUUGUGAUAUGAGUUAUUUAUUUUGUCCCUCUGCUCCUGGAGAUGAAGAUCGUAAAGAUGUUGAGUUGUUGAAAUUUCAAAAUCCAUAUGACAAAGCUGCUGAACUGAACAAGAAUUUGCGUGAACUUGUCAAUAAUCUGGUGAAGGUCCAUCCGAAAGCACCUUGUGGUUAUCAAGAUUACCUGUUGGUUACUCGUAAUUACCUAUUGGCUAAUCAACUCUCAUUUGCUACAUAUGUGAAACGUUCAGCACCGAGUCAUUUGGAAGCGACGUUUGUGGAAUUAUUCAAUGAACAAGAAGAAGAACGCUAUGCUCAGGCAUUGAAACACCAAUCGGAACGGGAACACUUACAACUGGGCGCAGAACAAGCUGUUUUACGUGCUCAAACACGUGGUGCUUUAGCAGUGGCCAAUCAAUCGAAACCAUAUUCGUUUUGUUCAAUAUUAUCCUAUAAUGAUUUGACGUAUAUUCCACCAGUUGGGAAAUUAGAGAAUCGAGAAGAAGAGAAUAUACGCGAUCGUUUCACCCCUCGUACAUUUAUCGGUUGGCUUCAAGACAUUAUCGAUACAUUUCAGAAUGAAAAGAAGAAAUUACUCUGUCGACAACUUCAUGAAGCUGAGUCACUAAUGAUGGUGCAGAAACUUGAUUGGGAAAUGAAAACGCGUGAAACAUUGGCGUCGAAUAUCGAUUGUAUUGGUGUUGUGGAUGUAUUCAAAGACAUUCCAGCUAAUUAUGUUCCACUAAUCCCAGUGCCUAAUGAUUUUCCACUGUUCGCUCAUGACCCGGUACAUCGAACGACAACGGCUACCACAACAACAGCUGCGCCGGUGGCGGCGGCGACAACAGCGACGACAAUGUCAACCACACCGAGUACUUCGAUCCCCAUCACCCCUACUACCAACACCACCACACACACCGCUGUCAAUAAUAGCCCAACGGUAUCAGCAACGACAACUACGCUGACUAACAACUCAUGAUUGAUAUGAUGAAGGGGACUUGUUGUUUUCAUUUUCUUAGUGAUGAAAUUUAUGCAUUUUGUCAUACUUCUUCUUUCUUAGCUUUGAUUUGACUUUGCCUUCUCAUCUCAACAAAAACAGCCGGUAAACUACUGACAUUCUACUUCUUUAUCCUCCUCAUCAGAUUGACUUUGUGUUUGUGCGUGUCUGUUUGUUUGUGUACAUACUGUGUGUGUUGAUGGAUUGACUAAUUUUCCAAUGAUUUUCUGUUGUCAUCAUCCUUGUCCUCGUCCGUAUUUAUGGAAUAUUAAUAUGUCUACUGAAUGUGUAUCUGGUAGAUUGAUGAUGCUGAACAGUUCGUGUAUAUGUGUGUGUGUGUCGGAGUUUUAUUUCUGUGUUGUGGUGAAACUGUCUUUAUGAUGUAAUUUGCCAGUGUCAAUAAGACUGGUAACAAUAAUCAUUGUUAAUUUUACUAUGAUUUGUAUAGUUUCUUUAUUUAUGUAUUCAGCUACUUAUUUGCGUAAUUAAUUAAAUGCAUAUGUUUAUGUACCUGAAUUAUGUGAGUAAAUAUAUUUAUUUUUUCCUUUGGAAUAGUGAGGUUUUCCCUAUUCUAAAGGAUACAGUAUGGUGUCCAAGUUUGAAAAUGUAGCGGAUUUGAAAUCCUAC
Schistosoma curassoni is the source of this 6417-nucleotide messenger RNA. Lineage: Eukaryota; Metazoa; Platyhelminthes; Trematoda; Strigeidida; Schistosomatidae. The record is from the annotation of a GenBank genome assembly.